UAGGGCUAAGUAUUUCCUGGCUUGCUUUGUGCUGGGCUGCAGAAACGAUGUUUUUGCACUUGGCUUUGUGGGCGCGCUCUCGCGGUUUCAUUGAACAAAGCCCCUGCAAAAUCCCUGGCUUAUGAAAUAUUUCCUCUCCAUUGGGUCCCAGACAAGAAAUGGCAUCUGCAGAGCCAGAAAAGGAAGCCCUUGCCUUAUAGAGAGAGCUCCCGGGGUGACACAAUGGCUGAUAUAAAGUGUCGGGGGAGCUGAGCCGAAGGCAAAGGAACAAAGGAAGAUCCAGAUUCAGUGGCUGCUUCAGGCAACAGGGAAGCAAAAAGGGUCUCGGGGAUGGAUAAAUUUAAGGCUGCGCUUGUACUGGCCGGGGUAGGGGAUGCUCUUGGUUACCGAAAUUUCUCCCGACAAGACAAUGCUUUAGGUGCAAAAAUCCAGCAGGAGCUGAAGGAAAUCGGAGGGCUUGAGAACCUGGUGCUCUCUCCAGACAAAUGGCCAGUAAGUGACAACACUCUCAUGCACAUGGCUACAGCAGAGGCUGUCAUCACAGACUAUUGGUGUCUGGAAGACCUGUACCGCGAGCUGGUGAAACGCUACGUGGACGCCGUUGACAAGCUCUCGGGGAGGCGGCCAGACCCUGCUACCAUCGAAGGCUGCCGGGAACUGAAACCAGACAACUACCUUCUCGCUUGGCACACACCGUUCAACGAAAAGGGGUCUGGAUUUGGAGCAUCUACAAAAGCCAUGUGCUUAGGGAUGAGAUACUGGAAACCAGAAAGGCUCGAGUCACUUAUUGAAGUGAGCAUUGAGUGUGGACGAAUGACUCAUAACCACCCUACAGGCUUUCUAGGGUCCCUAUGUACAGCUCUCUUUGUGGCUUAUGCAAUACAAGGGAAGCCCCUGGUGCAGUGGGGAAGAGAGAUGAUGAAGGUUGUGCCAAUGGCCGAGGAAUACUGCAAGAAGACCAUUCGCCACAUGGCAGAAUAUCAGGAACACUGGUUUUACUUUGAAGCCAAGUGGCAGUUUUACUUGGAGGAAAGAGAAAUCAAUGAGGAAAACCAGAACAAACCUGUCUUUCCGGACAACUAUGAUGCAGAGGAGAGAGAAAAGACGUACCGGAGGUGGAGCUCUGAAGGCCGGGGUGGGAGACGGGGCCACGACGCCCCCAUGAUCGCCUACGAUGCCCUGCUGGGGUGCGGCGGGGACUGGACGGAGCUCUGCAACCGCUCCAUGUUCCACGGAGGAGAAAGCGCAGCGACUGGAUCUAUCGCGGGCUGCCUGUACGGGUUGGUGUACGGCCUGAGCAAGGUUCCCAAGGGCUUGUACCAGGACCUUGAGCAAAGGGAGAGGCUAGAGUACUUGGGCGAGAACCUUUACCGACUGUCCACGCAGGAAAACACCAAAAGCACAAACUCUUGUGGAGAUAAGAUGCUGAUAGACCCUUUGGUGCUGAAGAAGAAGCUCAAUAGGAUGGCAACAGAGCAAGGGGCCUUUGCUGUUCUCAGCAGCCUGCUGCUGUACGUCACCGAGCUCGCAGCCUGCGACCCGCAGCUCAACAGCAAGAGGACAAAAUGGGCAGAAGGUAAAGAAAACCAGGUGAGUUUUAAACAACCAUCUCCAGCCCCAAACAGGGGGCAGUACCCUACCCGAUUUCAGCUCCUGCGGUCCAGGUUUCUAAACAACAAUCGCGAGCCUUACAUCAAGAAAAGAAGAGAAGUCGGCAGACUGGUCAUUAAGGAGAAGCUGUGGGUGAGCAGGGUUGGUAACAAGUUAGACAGAGGCAAGGAGAGAAGAGGAGAUGGAAAAGUGGCAGAAGAGGGUGAAGACACAGCACCCAGCGAGAGGGUCAGGUGGAGCGGCCAGAGUGGGAAAAACACAGUGAAGGACAUUUUGAAGAAAUUUCUGGCUGCCGAAGAAAAAGAAGCCAAGGAGAAGUCUCCUAGCUGGAAAAAGAAGGGGCCAAACAGUGGCUUGCCAAAAAUAGUCAACAAGAGUUCAGUCCUGUCCAAGCUGAAGGAGCAGUUUGAACAAAGCUCCCUCUGUUCAGCCGCAGAGGUGAAAGCGUCACUCUUGCGCAAAGGUGAGAAGAAGACUAAAAACUUCCCCAGCAGAAAAGCUAUUCGUAAACCCGAGGUCAGAGUACUGCGCACGGCAGCACUGGCAGCCACAGAUAUAAACAGCCCCGAGUCCCAGUAUUUAGUGUGCUCCAUGGUCCCAAUGCCCAGACUCAGCAUGGCUACUGAAAUUAACCAUCCUUGGAGCUGGUCAAAAAAUAACGCCGCGACACAGCCUUUCAAUCGCAACACGCCGUUGAAGGAAAAGGGGGAGUCUGAGAGAAAGCCUGGUGAAAAGAAAACACCAGCACAUGCAGCCCAGGACAGGGAGGACAAAGAACAGAUACUGAUGGCACCCCAGGAGAUGCCUUAUGCAAAGGACAGUGCUGAGAUGAAAAUAGAUUCCACAAAGCAAAGAGCUGACUUUAAUCCUAAUCUAGAUGGCUCUUCUACCAUCUGUAAAAAUAAAGCACUUGCAGAUUGCAUUCCUCCUGCAUCUGAACAUAGCCUAGACUCCAAGAGGAAUAACUUACAAGCUGGGCCCGAUACGUCUUCACUACUGGGGACUACCAAUGCUGUGCAACGUGUUAAGGACGAUGGUCCACCUUCUAACUCACCUUACUCUAGCAAAGCUGAAGGAUCCCCUGAACCUAGUCCUCAGGACACUAAAGCAGAUGAGAUUCCUGAAAUAGUAAUGUAUGUAUAUUGUUCUGAGGAAGCUGACCCAGAGCUCACACAGCCAGAAAAGGAUCCUUUUUUUGCAGACCAAAAAUGUAUCCCUGAGCAGAAAGCCCUGGAAAACACCCUGCCAUUUCACUCUCCGAGAGUUCAAGCAUCUUUUGAAGCUGAGACUGCGAUGCAGGACCAGCAACUAACUCUUUUAACACCAGCUGCUGGUAAAAGGCCACCAGUAGUUCAAAAACAAGCACCAGGUUUAAGAGGCAGAUGUUCUGAGGAAGCCAAAGAAGGACAGAAGUAUCACAGUGAAGACAAAAUACACUCUAAUUCUAGAAAAAAUUUUAGUGAUGUGCCAGCCAAACAGGAACAGGAGAAUGAAACACCCCAGUGCCAAAUGCAAAAUGAACCCAAAGUCAAGCAGCCACAGCCACCUCAAAUGCCCAGCCCACAAAAUGACUUUGCUAAUUCCGGCGCUGACAUGUCAAAUCCAGAUGCGAAUCAGACCAAACCUAUGGUCUCCUCAAAGGAGAGCCAGGAGCAGGAGCCUGGUGCUGCAGAACAGCACACCUCUUCUGACUGGGAAAAGAAGCAAGGCCCUUUGCCAGAUGAGUUUGUGAAACAUAGAUUGCACUUUGCAGAAGAGGAUUUGGGGAAGGGCCAAUUACCUUCAUCAAACAAAAUGAUGGAUGAUGGAGACAAUCAAGUCCUGGGCAGAAGUACCUUGACUGACCUAGAGACCUGUCACAAGCUGUCCAAGUAUUUCAUUCAGCGUGAAGAGACUACUGCAGACGAGAUGCCAUGGCCUGACUCUGAAACAGGGCUGUCAUCCUCAUCAAACCUUGAAACAAGACCAGCGAGUGGGGUUGCAGGACAAAGAAUCCACCACACUCUAGUAAAUCCCCCAGCCCUUCCACCUACUGAUCUGGUAAGACCAGGAGCUGGUGGUGUGGAAGAUGAGCAUGCCAGUCACGGCUGUGAGAAGCAGCCGUUACCCUCUUCAGAUGAGUUGACAAAGCAGGAGAACAAUACUACAGUGGAGAAGAAAAAUGAAUGUGAUUUUAAGAACCAACUGCCAUUUGCAAAUCAUGAAACAGAAAAUGAAAAUGCUACAGCUGGAGAGACAAUUACACUCCAGAGCCUUGAUAAUUAUGUUUCACUUUCAACAAAGAAAACAGGAAAACAUGAAAAUAAAACUGUGCUAGCAAGAAAGCCCCUGUUACUCUUGGAGAAGAACCAAACACAAAUUCCAGAUGAUACCUUGAAGCAAGGAAGUGAUAUGAAGGAAGAGAACCUGUAUCCUUCAUCAACUGAAUUGGUGUCAGGCCAAAAGAAGCAUGCAAAAGGUACUGAUAAUGUCUCCAAAUAUAAAAAACAUCAGCCUUUGCCUUCAGAUGAUGACUUGAAGCAUGGCAAUGAGAGCAUGGAGACAGAGGAGAGAGAAGAGAGAAGUGUCUUACAUAAAUUUCAGGUGGAACAAGUACCAACACCAAGCAAUACGAUGGAUCAUGAUAAUAACUCUUCAAAUGAGAGGAGUGCUCAUAGUCCUCAGACACCUCAGCUGUCUUCAUCAGAACGUGAUACUAACAUUCAAGGAGUGAAAAAUAUUGGGCAGGGCUUGAAGUGCCCAACACCUGCAAGAGAUAUUGUUAAACAUGAACAUGAUAUGACGGUCGAUGAAAACAUCUGUUGCAAUAAUGAGAAACACCAACUGUCCUCGUCAAAUGAACCAAUGAAAUGUGCAAAUGACACAGCAGGGAAAAGAAACAUAAAGUUGAACUUCAAGAAUUAUUCAGUGCCACCAAGAAAUAGAGCAAGGAAUGACAAUAACACCACAGAUGAGGAGAAUACUUCUCAUAAUUUGGAAAACGAUCCAGUGCAGCAUAAAAAGAGUCAUGAAGGAGAGAGGAAUACUCCAUGUGACCCUAAAAAUCAAAUACCAUCAUCAAAUCCUCUGGUGAAGCAAGACAAGAAGUCCUCCCCUCAGCAACAAACAUCACCUGAUGACUCUGUAAAACCUGAAACUAAGUCAGCUGAAAAAAAGCCUAAACAUACCUCUGAGAAACCCCAGUCACCUUCAAACAAACUGGAGAAGCCUCAGGAAAGAAGUUCUUCAGCAGAGAGGAAGCAGAAGACACCAGCAGCAGAGGACAUCCCGUCACCCAAAACAAAGGCUGUAAAAGGGGACAAUGAACACCAGCACCCAGGAAAGUACCGGUUACCGCUGUCAAGUAAAUCGGCAAAGCAUGAGAAAGAAACUCCAGGAGGAGAAAAACAGCAAACAAGGUCUGAAGAUUUUACAAUGCCUGGUACAAAUACUGCAAAAGAGAAGAACAAGUUUCCCAAUCUCAAGAAGUACAGAUCAGUAUCUUCAGAAAUACUGGCUAAGCCUCAAGAAAAGGAUGCUCAAGAUCAAAAGCAACAAACAUUGGCUACUUCAGAUUUUAAGAAGCCCGGUACUAAUGCUGUAAACGAAAAAGAUGAAGAUAAAAAUUCUGAGGAGCCCCAGUCACCCUCUUCAAACAAAGGGAUGAAAUCCCAAGAAAAAUCUACCUCAGGGAAGAGGAAGCAAAAGACACCAUCAGCUGAGGACAUCAGGCCACCUGAAACAAAGGUUGUAAAAGAGGAUGAUAAACAGCAGUGUGCUGGGAAACAUCAGUUACCCCUUUCAAGUAAAUCAGCAAAGCCUGGGAAAAAUACUUCAGGAGGAGAAAAACAAGAAACUGCAACUGAAAGUUUUAAAAAGCCUGAUGCAAAUGAUGUAAAAGAUAAAAGCAAAGAUCUAGGUUCUGGGAUGUGCCAGUCCCCAUCUUCAAAUCUGCUGGUGAAACCUCAAGAAAAGAGUGUCACAGCAAAAAAAAAGCAAUCAACACCACCGCCCGAUGAAAAAAUGAAGUAUAAAGCUGGUAGUCCAGAAAAGAGGAGUGGACCCCUGAGAACAGAGAAAUACCAGGUACUGUCUUCAGAUCAGACAGGGAAGAAGGACAAAGAUGGUUCAGGAAAAGAAGGCUCUGUGGGUGACCUCAAGAGCUCUCAAACUCCAUUGCCAUGUGAUGGCAUAAAACGUAAAAGCAACACUGUCCCAAAAGACACCGUCCCAAAAGAGACCUGUUUGUCUAAUUCAGGGAAGUCCCCCCAGUCAUCCCCGUUGCAUGAUGCAUCGAAAUAUGAUGAAAGUCCUGUUGAAAACAGAAAAAAGCGGCCUGGAUUUAAGAAGUACCAAGCACUCUCAUCAAAUAAUUUGGUGAAGCAUGAAAAAGACAUUGCUGAAAGGGAGGCUAGCUGGCAGGCAGCUGCUGUAACAAGCGACAGAAAAGCAGAGCUGGAGGACUGCUCCAAAACAGCAUCAUUCUCCAAGUACACAGUGGAAAGCUACGGUGAAAGACCCUUAGAUUCAUCUUUUAAACCACUGAUCAUUAGAGUAACUGACACAUUUAAACAUCACAGCUAAAAAAUACUGCUCCAGCUUAAGUAAGAACUUACAACUGAUCAUGUCACCAAGUCGCUCAAUCUUUCUUUUUUUUCUUUACUCUCCAGGGCAUUACAUUAUCAUUUUUUAAUCACAAGGACAUUGAUGUGCAUCUAUCCGAGCUGGGCUUUUUCCUUUCUUAACAUUAGCCCGAAGACAUGAAUUAAAUUAAUCACUGCAAGUGAAUUAGCUAAUCACUGAAUUAAUCAUCAGUUUAUAAAUUAAAUAUGAGAAGGGCUUUGAGAUCAGUGUGAAUUCAGUCCUGCUCCAGACUCCCCUUGCUAACUAAUGGGUGUUGUUUGUAACAAAGACGACUGUUCAGGGUGAACUCUAUUUGUAUUUACUUAUUCUAAUGAAACUCUGCUAGGACAUUUUCCAGGAAUGGUGGUAGGCAGUGUCAGCUUUAAUUAUGUCAAAAAGCGCUUGUUCCAGGCUCUGCCUUUUCACCAGUUAAUGGGAACUGUUGGUCUAUGGCUGCAUUGAGUGGCACUGCUAGCAGAAGUAGUGAGGGGUGGAGGGAUCGCUUCAAUAAUCUGCGGAAAAAUCCUCAAAGGACAUUGGUGUUACAAAAGCUCUUACUGUGAAUGCAAAUUUUCAGCCUUAUUAAUAUUGGAAAAAUAGUGAUUUAA
Molecule: messenger RNA, 6821 nt
Organism: Oxyura jamaicensis (ruddy duck)
Lineage: Eukaryota; Metazoa; Chordata; Aves; Anseriformes; Anatidae
Gene: ADPRHL1
Product: ADP-ribosylhydrolase like 1
Exons: 8
Coding region: 331-6174 (1947 amino acids)
Biological process (GO): protein de-ADP-ribosylation
Molecular function (GO): ADP-ribosylarginine-[protein] hydrolase activity; magnesium ion binding
Source: RefSeq, a predicted model, not a curated record